Molecule: messenger RNA, 948 nt
Organism: Myotis brandtii (Brandt's bat)
Lineage: Eukaryota; Metazoa; Chordata; Mammalia; Chiroptera; Vespertilionidae
Product: transcription elongation factor A protein-like 4
Source: RefSeq, a predicted model, not a curated record
AUGCCCCCAUUUUACCUUGAUCACCUCUUUAAGGUCAUGUUCCGAGGUGGUGGGGGAACACGAGUGAGUGAGAAGGAAUGGGCAUGGGGGGGAAAGGUCUGUGUGUCUUUGUUCUCAGCACAUGGCUGCGCUAGCAAAGAAGGAACCUGUCCAGAAUUCCCACAGGACAGGAAAAGGAGGGGACAUCUCAACAGGAAAAAGCUCUGCAGUGAAAGUGAAGGGAUGCCUGAGAAUCAAGGGGAGCUGGACAACGAAGAGCACCUCAGUGCUGCAAAGCCAGAAGGAGCUCGUACGCGGGAAGACAAGGAAAAGUUAGGAAAUGAGGGAAAGAGAAGAACAAGGGAGAGACAAAACAGGAGGAAGGAGAGCCAGAGAGCCAGGGAGCUAGGGGGACCCAAAGGGAGUCAGGGGGAGUCAGAGAGAGCCAGGGAGCUAGGGAGAGCCAGUCAGGGAAAACCAAAAGAAGGAGAACCAGCCAUUGAACCAAGGGCUGCAGGAAAGCACCCAACUGAGGAUGAUGUACCCAGAAAAGCCAAAAGGAAAAGGAACAAGAGGCUGGCUCAGUACCUCAGGGAAUACAAAGAGGCCAUACAUGACAUGCAUUUGAGCCGUGAGGAGCUAAGAGAAUUUGAGGGUUUGCUUAGGGUAGAGCAGGGGUCCUCAAACUACGGCCCGAGGGCCACAUGCGGCCCGCCGAAAACAUUUAAAAGUUUACAGGACCCCUUCCACCCAAGGGAACUUAGGGGUGGCUGUAAGGCCCCACAAAGGAGCUUUGAAGACAUUCCUCUCGUGUAGUCCCCUGCCAGGCAUUCGCUAAGCACAGGGCUUUAACCUUAUGCUUAGACUUUGCUCUAGGUGUCAUUCUUGCUAUCCAGCUGCAGCCCUCUAUGUUUCAGUAGCACAUUUUCAUCUGUUGCAUGGAAUAAUGUCUAUGGUGCAUUGUAAAAU